AUGUUUGCCCCCUUCACCCGCGCCCGCUUGCGCGUCUUGUGCCAGAAGCGCAGCAAACCCUCCCACAGCCCACCUGCCCACGACGAGCAACGAGAGCCGCUGUCGAAGCGUCGCAGUUGUUCGGUGGCGUGGUCGAGUGUUGGAACAUUGCUCGCCGCUGUCAAUGGCGCUCCGCUCUAUCUUAUACCGAUUCCCGAGCGCAAACCUCACCAGCCCGACCACUUCGAAGGAGUCUUUACUCCCCCCCACCACGAUCCUCCGAAGAAGACCGAUAAAGAAGAGGAGAAGAAGGUGAAAGCCAUCAUCGAGCGGUUACGGCACUAUGGCAUCGACAGUAUCGUUGAAGCGAACGUCGAGUAUGCGCUGCACUCGCAAUCACCGCAAGGUGACCCGGAGGCGGCCUUUCGCAUGUUGAUGAUGUUGGAGGAUACCUACGAGGGAAUCAUACGGCCGUACGAUCCAAACGUGAAACUACUCGGUGCGGUCAAUCGAGGAGCAACGACCUGCUAUUUGGAUGCUUUACUGUUUGCCAUGUUCGCGAGACUGGACAGCUUUGAGGCUAUACUGUAUGAGAACUUUGAGGAUGCGAAGCGGAAACGGCUGGCAGGGCUGCUGCGGCUUUGGGUGAACAUGCUGCGAACGGGUCGCUUGAUCACAGUCGAUAUCACGGCGCAUCUCCAACAUGCGCUGGUGGAGUGUGGCUGGGCGGAUGCUGGCCUGCAUCGGCAACAAGAUCCUUCAGAGGCGUUUGGCUUCAUCACUGGUCAACUGGAGCUGCCCAUGCUUACGUUGAAAAUGGACAUGUAUCAUACCGGAAAAGAAGACCCAACGGACGACCACAAAUUCAUCAACGAGCGGCUACUGGAGGUUGCACUUUUGGACGAGCCGGCUGAAGGUCGGGAUGUCAUCACUCUAGAGGACUGCCUGGAACACUACUUCAACAACCGCAUCGAAGUCAAACGACAUAUGGAGAGCCAGAGACGGAAUACGCUGAAGUCGGCCAACUUCGCCGAAAACCCUACGAAAGUGGAGAAGGAGUCUGGGGCGCAUGUUGAGGUCCUCGAAAUCCCUGGAACACCCAUUGCUCAAAGCCCAAACCCACUCACGCCUCUCCCCGAGACGCCUCUCCACCAGACCAAAGUCGAACAGCUGCGGCCAUCGCUGGCUCGGAAGCGAGCAGAUAGCAUCUUCAGUCAGCGCAAGGUCGAGCUCACCGGCAUUGACCCGGAAGAUCUUAAGCGCCACGACACUAACACGUCCGUGGAUACCAGAGGUAGGAAACUGAGUACACGGACAGAGGUGUUGAUGCCCGCCUGGCAGUUUUUCAAGCUGUUACCCUGGUACACCGAUCACAUGCCCACUUCUGACGCGCAAGUGGCGGCUCACUUUUCGAAGAAGCGGCCGGUUCUGGGAAUUUGCUUGAAGCGAUAUUCUUACACAAACGAAGGCCAAGCCAGACGACGAGACACCUACGUCGACAUACCUCUUGAGAUUGCUGUCCCGGAUUUCGUCAGUGACGACGCGAUGCCUGAUCAAGAUCCGCUCGUUGGCAAUUUCCGUCUCAUGCUGCAGUCGGUAGUCUGCCAUCGAGGUGUUUCGGUGCACUCAGGCCACUACGUCUGCUUAGCAAGAGGUCGCGUGGGCACUGGACUGGCAACUCAAUCUUCGGCCGACGAGCGACGGAAUAGUAAUGCGAGCGAGGAUAACGAUGACCCGUGGAUGCGAUUCGACGACUUGGCACCCGAGCGGACAACGCCCGUCGACAUUCACGAAGCACUUCGACAGGAGACGCCGUAUCUGCUCUUCUACCAGGUCGUGCCGAUUAGUGACGACGGCCAUUCGAUCCAUGACCUGCCGAGCUACACGGAGGCGACGUCGCGCUCCCAGUCUGAUGCUACGACGCUGGAGAAACCGUUCGCAUUCCAGGCCAAUGAGUCCGCUCACCACCUGGAACAGGUCAAAUCCGAGCCGACCUCAGUGGUGCAUGCCUCAACCGAUGUACUGGACUUCACCUCAACCUCCGAACGAACCUCUCUUGAUGCAAGCACCAUGUUGGACGACCCACGCGGCCGCUCCGAAGCCUCUGGACGCGGCGAAGGACGACACCAAAGCAUCACCUUCGACACCUCCAGCGUGUCCGGCAGCAUCUCGACGGCGACAGAUGCAGCGACCAACUCCGUCCCCACCACGCCUUCCGAAGAGAAGAGCAACAGCUUCCUCGCCGUCGCCAACAAACUCAGCAAUUCAAGAAGAGGUAGCCGAAACUCGAAAGCCAGCGGAUCAGCGAAGUCGAGGCCUACAAGUACCGGGCCUGAUACCAGCGGGAAUAGGUUUAGUCUCAAUAUGUCGAAGUUGACGCAGAUCAUGAGCAACAACACCGGUAGCCACAGUAGUAAAGGCGAGGGUAGUUCGGCUGAAGAACCGCCGCUGCAAGCGCCAUCCGAGCACGGUUCGACUGAUCUAGGAGGGCCGAAGGAUACCAUAGACGGCGCGUCUGAAGCCAGUCAUCCCGUCCCAUCAGCGACUGAACCUGCCCCUUCUAUCCCGAAGACAGACUCGAACGCCAGCAAAGAGAACGUCUCCAUCCCAGCUACUCGACCCGUCAAACCUACCGUCGCUAUCCCCGCCCCAGCUCCUGCACCGGCAAAGUCGAAGAAGGAAAAGGAGAGGGAGAAGCAUGCGGCGAAGCACGCGCAUGCGCAUGGAAAGGCUGGGAAGAAGGGGGAGGAUCGGGAUUGCGUUGUUAUGUGA
Saxophila tyrrhenica is the source of this 2751-nucleotide messenger RNA. RefSeq lists its product as uncharacterized. The transcript has 2 exons. The record is from RefSeq and is a predicted model, not a curated record. Bases 1 to 2751 code for a protein of 916 amino acids. Gene Ontology annotation, molecular function: cysteine-type deubiquitinase activity. Lineage: Eukaryota; Fungi; Ascomycota; Dothideomycetes; Mycosphaerellales; Extremaceae. Gene Ontology annotation, cellular component: nucleus; cytosol. Gene Ontology annotation, biological process: protein deubiquitination.